CCGACAUUCCAUCGCAACAUGAGCACCGACGCCCGCCCAGCAGAGAAGGUCGUGCUGCGAGAGUACACCGAGUAUCGCUUCGAGGUCCACGGAGACGAGGACGUGACGAUUCGUUUGCGCUCGGGAACGGCCGAGCUCUUCGGGGUCGAGCUGGCAAAGGACAAGGAGUACCACUUUCGCAAGUGCCAACUUGCAAUCUUCACAUAUCACGGGUGCGAACUGAGCCUGCAAGGGGAGCGCGCGUGUGCAUACACGUCGUCCGACGAAACGCCGAUGCCUCCCAUCAUCAACAUCCACACGCAGUUGGAUCAAAUUCGUCGUCAUGCGUUGGAAACCCGUGGCGCGGGUCCUCGUGUUCUCGUGACUGGUCCUUCUGACACGGGCAAGUCGACAGUGUCACGAAUUUUGCUCAAUUAUGCCCUACGAAUGUCCAUGAAGCCAACGUUCGUCGACCUGGAUGUUGCCCACGGAUCGCUAAGCGUUCCAGGAACCAUCGCUGCAACGCCACUUGAAAUGAACUGCCUCAGUGUCGAAGACGAGUUCAUUCUGACUGCUCCCUUGGCGUACUACUACGGUCAUGCUGAAGUGAAGGAAAACCCUGAGUUGUACAAGCACCAAGUGCUCGAGCUCGCGAACCGUGUCGACCAACGUCUCGCCAACGACGCUGAUGUAAAUGCUUCUGGUGUGAUCAUCAACACGUCAUCGUGGAUCGAUGGAUCGGGAUACCAAAUUCUUUUGCAUUGCAUCCAAGCAUUCCGUGUCGACUUGGUCAUCGUGCUCGGCCAAGACAAGCUCCACAGCGAACUCCAACGCGACCUCGCGUCCACUCCAUCGACAUCAGUCAUCAAACUACCCCGUUCGGACGGCGUCGUGCAGCGGUCGAGCCAACAGCGACACCAACUGCGCAUGGAUCGGUUCCACGAGUACUUUUAUGGUAAACAUCUCCACACAACUCUCCCGAUGCAGUCGCCGUACGAGUUCGCACCGCAUUCAGUCGACUAUGACCUGGAAGACCUCCACUUCUACCGCAUCCAAGACCUCAGUGUAUCGCAAGUGAUGCUGCCCGUGGGCCAAACACACGCCAUGGUCCGACUGCGCGUCAUGCCUGCCGAUGUGACAGCGGACCUGAACUACUGUAUGGCGGCAGUGAGCCACCCGCCCAGCGUCAAAGGCGACAGGGAUGAAGAGGAUGAGCAGCUCCUCCUCAACUCCAGUGCCGCUGGGUUCGUCCUCAUAAAAGCCGUCAAUGUCGCGCAAGGCAAGGUAACGCUCCUCGUGCCGUGUCCUGGUCCGCUACCGUCCAAGAACUUGAUUGUCGGGUCGCUCAAGUUUAUGGAAUAGCACGUUGCUUGUUGCUUCAGAGUCGUCGUAUGUGUAAAGCACGCCCUUAACCUUGGAGAUAGCGACGAAUAGGCGACCUUAUUGCGCUGCACGUAUUACGGUCAGCAAUACAGCGUUGUAGCUACGGUGUUGAAGAGACAACGGUGUUUGAU
Messenger RNA from Aphanomyces invadans, 1493 nucleotides. RefSeq lists its product as hypothetical. Gene Ontology annotation, biological process: tRNA splicing, via endonucleolytic cleavage and ligation. Bases 19 to 1341 code for a protein of 440 amino acids. Gene Ontology annotation, molecular function: polynucleotide 5'-hydroxyl-kinase activity. The transcript has 5 exons. Gene Ontology annotation, cellular component: mRNA cleavage factor complex; nucleus. The record is from RefSeq and is a predicted model, not a curated record. NCBI's taxonomy places the organism in Eukaryota, Oomycota, Saprolegniomycetes, Saprolegniales, Verrucalvaceae.